GCAGCCAAAAUAGAUUUCGUCACGAUUCCAGACAAGCCGCAAUAACAAGUUUGUGUCAGAUUUCGGUUAAAGCCGUUAAAGCUGAUUAAAAACAUUUAACAGCCAUGGAAGAUCAUUGCGACUCUCAGAUAAAAAUGGAUUUAAAAGUUAGUCUCAAGGACAGCAUAAUAAAAGAAGCUCUGAAUUCGGGUGUAGAUUUGAGACAGUAUUCACAACAAGUAGAACAACAAUUACAAGAGGUUGAACUAGUGUCUGUGCAAGAUUAUGUCAAUCAGGGAACAUCAUUAGCACAGCUUCAUUCACAGUUCACCCAAUGUGAUGUCGCUCUUGAAAGAAUGGAAGGGCUUCUAAGUACCUUCAGAUCUCAACUAGGUGGUUUAAGCAGUGAUAUUUUACAACUCCAGCACCAAUCAGCUCAGUUGGGAUUACGUUUGUCUAAUCGACAGGCAGCUAGAUCCUUGGCAGGACAAAUAAUUGAUGAUUUGGUAAUUCCUGAAGCCCUGAUAAGACAUCUACUUGAAACUCCAGUGACAGAGCCUUCGUUCUCUGAACAGUUGAUAAUACUUCAAGCAAAGUUGGCUUUGAGUGGUGAUCACCAUCAGAGGUGCAGUAGAGCUGCUCAAGAUGUGGUUCCUGUCCUAGGUGCAUUAAGGAUUAAGGUGGUUGAAAGACUUAGGCAGUUUCUGCUUUUGAAACUACAACAACUUAGAAGGCCACUUGCUAAUUAUCAACUACCACAGAAUUCUCUUCUAAAACACAAGAAUUUUUACCACUUUCUCAUAACCCAAGAGCCUGAAAUAGCUUAUGAAGUGAGGCAAGACUAUGUGCAGACAAUGUCAAAGCUAUAUUUCUCUUAUUUUAAGAGCUACUCCACGCGAUUACUGAAACUUGUGGAUUCAAAUAGUGUUAAUAAAGAUGAUGUUCUUGCUUCCGAAGAUGCAUCGUUAGGAGCGGCUGCUGCUGCCGCCGCAAGGUCCUUGUUUGGAAGAGCCGCUCCUAGUGGGCGUAGUUCUAGCAGUAAAUCUACGGUUUUCACCUUAGGAACUCGAAUUGAAGUUGUUACAAACUUAGAAGCCCCUGUUCUAGUUCCUCACGCAGCUGCCACUGGUACCAGCGCUGGCCAUAAAGGUGAAACGAAAUAUUCGUAUGAAAUCGUUUUCCGAUCUCAACACUACGCAUUGGCCGAUAAUGCUUGCCGCGAGUAUUUGUUCCUCUGUGAAUUUUUCCACGUUGAAAGAGCCCCUGCCAUGGAGCUAUUUCAAGAAGUAAUGGGGAAGACCUGCACUAUUUAUAUGAAAUUUGUGGAAGAAUAUGUCUCGUCUUGUUAUGACUCACUUGCCCUUUUUCUUUGCAUCCAAAUGGUCCAACGUUUGCAAUAUCUUUGCCACAAGAGAGCCGUUCCAGCUUUAGAUUUUUAUUACGAAUCUCUCGUCUCAACAUUAUGGCCUAGAUUUGAAUAUUUGGUACAAGCAAAUAUUCAGAGUGUCCGUGACUGCGAUCCAUCUAGACUUUAUUCAAACAUUGAUACGCGACCACACUAUGUAGUGCGCCGAUACGCCGAGUAUACUUCAGCCAUUUCUGCGAUUCACGAGCAUAACAGUAUAACUUCAGCCAUGGACUGGACUCCACGCCUACACCAUUUACUUUCGACCAUGCAAGAGGAGGUUGAAGGCUUCACAUUGCGCCUUGCUGCAGCCUUUACUAAACGAAAGGAUCAAUUAGUAGCCCUAAUCAACAACUACGACCUGAUGCUGAGUGUGAUGACCGAGCGCAACCGAGAAGAAAGUCGUGAAGCCGCUCGGUGUAAGGAAUUGCUGUCUGCUAGAAUUUCGGAAUUUGUCGAAGAAAUUCUUUUUUUCCAUUUUGAGGGACUUGUCCGAUUCGUCAAAGACUGCGAAGUCAUGCUUACUCGAGGGCUUAACGAAGCGUUGCGGAACGAAGAACGUCGGGCCACGCAAACCAUAAACGCUUUCAUGGCUGGAUGGAAGAAAUCUUUGGACGAGAUUAACAAAGAAAUCUUAAAUCUGUUUCCGAAUUUCAAAAACGGAACCAACAUUCUACAAGCGACGUUGACUCAACUCGUCGAAUACUACCACCGUUUCCAAAAAAUCCUAACCCAACAUCCAUUCCGCAACGUUCCUGCUCGUGCUGAUUUGAUUAACAUUCAUCAAUUAAUGGUAGAAGUCAGAAGGUACAAGCCAGCUUUCUAAAUUUUAAAGAUUUGAAGCCUGAUUUGUUGAAUACAUGUAUUAAUAUUAGUUAAAAUGGGAAUGACUCGUGAAUAUUGAUCGCUGACUAGUUUAAAGGGAAUUCAUUAUAUUUCACAAAAAACGUUCGUUAUUUUAAUGUUAUCGAUUUUAGAAUUAAAGCUUGAAUGGUUCUGAGUAAUUUAGAACUUUCUUAAAGUUAAUGAGACAGAAAGUGUGCUCUUGAAAUGCCAGCAGUAGAGUGCACGUUAAUAAACGUCACCAAAAACCGAACAGCAAUCCUUAUCAGGCGUACGUAUAGAUAAAAUUCGUGCUUUGUAUACCGUGGGAGAAACGGGACGUGCAGUUUGGUCCUGGACUCCUGGUACCGGUAGAGUUUAAGUUAAAUUCUUUAAAGUCACUAGUUUUAGUACAUAAAUUCUCAUAAUCAGCCGAGGAACCGCAAAUUACUAAAAGAUGGGGUGUUGAUUCAGUGCUUCAGUUGUGCUAAAUAGAAUACAAACUUAUGUUAUACUUUUAACUUUAAAGAAAAAUUAGUUCUUGCAAAUCCACUUGGAGCGUAUGCAGCAUGAUAACGAUGAUAACAUGUCUUAUGUAAACAUUUAGUACGCAUUCAGACGAGAUACUCUCCGUCGUAGGGUACUUCAAAUCGGUUGGCUCAACUCAGUGGUUAGAUUCUUUUUCUUAGAAAAAUUGUUUAUUCUUUAUGAAUAACGAAAACAUUUUCAGUUUGAAAAUGGUUUUAACUUCCUCGAAAUUUUUCAAAUCCCGUAGCCUAUAUAUAUUUUUAUUUAUCGCCACCAUCUUCUUUACAACAAUCUAUUUCACAAAUCCUGUAAAAAUCUCUGCGCCUGCUGUUGGACAACUGUACACGUCAGCUAUCGCCGAAAAGAAGCCUGCUGAAAAGAAGCCUGUCGAUACGGAAUCACACGACAAGUCAAUAUUCGACAAUUUCGAUAAUGUGACAGGUGCCGAGCACUUUAUUGUACCCAACAUUAUACACUUCAUCCGCUUCCAAACAUUCGAGUUGAAUUUUGUCGAUUACAUGGUGCUGCUAGCUGCCAUGCGCAAUCACAAACCGGAUCAGUUUUUCUUUCACACCGAUGUGGAGGAUGUUCAAUUCACAGGGAAGUACUGGGGCUUGGUUAAACAGGACGAGGAUCUAUGGUCACGGAUUAAAGUGUUCUUUCUUGAAGCUCCCGCUGAAAUCUUCGGUCAAAAAUUGAAUGAAGGAUGGCGCUUUUACCACGGAAGUGAUAUUGGCCGAAUACAUGUUUUAAUGAAAUAUGGAGGAAUCUAUGUUGACAACGAUGCUUACGUAAUUCGUUCCUUGGAUAAGUAUCGCAAAUUUGAGUUUGUUAUAAACUGGGAUGAAAAUCAGUUCAUGGGAACUCAAGUUAUCAUCGCACACAAGGACGCCCGUUUUCUCCCACUUUGGCUCGACUCUUAUAGGGAUUACCGAUCGGACAAGUGGUACUACAACGCUGGAGAACGACCCACUACUGAAAUCCUGCAUCGAAAACCAGAAUUAAUUCAUCGAGUAAAGGGCGAUUUUGGAGCUGCAGUUAAUGUUUCAAUGCAAAUUUAUUACAACCCAAAGUUUGACUGGCGCAGUUACGAUGCUCUUCACUUGCUUACGAGCCAUCGCUAUUACCUGGAUCUACAUUUUAACAAGACGCCCGUCUUCGACGAAAACAACAUACGUGAAUACGAGUACCCCAUUGGAGACAUGGCUCGCGAAGUUCUCGACAAAUUUACUGGAAUUAUUGACUGAUGAUGAAACCAUAUUUAACAAUCUCAAACUCAAAGAAUACGAAUACACUUGACUGAAUUACAAA
This is a messenger RNA of Daphnia pulicaria, 4045 nucleotides long. It is a transcript of the gene Vps52, whose product is annotated as vacuolar protein sorting-associated protein 52 homolog. The transcript has 16 exons. Gene Ontology annotation, biological process: Golgi to vacuole transport; endocytic recycling; lysosomal transport. The record is from RefSeq and is a predicted model, not a curated record. Gene Ontology annotation, cellular component: GARP complex. NCBI's taxonomy places the organism in Eukaryota, Metazoa, Arthropoda, Branchiopoda, Diplostraca, Daphniidae. Gene Ontology annotation, molecular function: syntaxin binding. Bases 105 to 2210 code for a protein of 701 amino acids.